This is a messenger RNA of Schizosaccharomyces japonicus yFS275, 3000 nucleotides long. RefSeq names its product beclin family protein. NCBI's taxonomy places the organism in Eukaryota, Fungi, Ascomycota, Schizosaccharomycetes, Schizosaccharomycetales, Schizosaccharomycetaceae. The record is from RefSeq and is a predicted model, not a curated record. The transcript has 5 exons. Bases 1517 to 2896 code for a protein of 459 amino acids. Gene Ontology annotation, cellular component: phosphatidylinositol 3-kinase complex, class III, type I; phosphatidylinositol 3-kinase complex, class III, type II; endosome. Gene Ontology annotation, biological process: macroautophagy; autophagy.
GGAUUUAAAAUGAUUAAAGGUUGUCUUUACGAUUGGGAGGGGUUUGAGGGAAGUGUGAUGCGCUCUGCGGGCGAAAGCAUUUCGUAAGUAGUUUUCAUAUUAGUAAGUUCGUUAGACAUAGCAGUAGGGCUGCGAUGGGUAAUUGAAGUCUGGCAUAAACGUUUCGGGUGCCUUGAUAAUUGACUGAGCCAGGUCCUUCGUCGCCUGCUCAUUCCGCUCAGAAACUCGCUCCUGUCGCAGCUUUGAUGUUCUCCAUGAUUCAUGGCAUCGUUUUACGAGCUGAAGAGUGUCUGCUUGAUUCAAAAACUGGCCGUUUAAAGCGAAAUGGUUUUUUGGCUUUCCAUCCGGUACUUUGUAAAUAGAGAACCAUUUUUUAGUACUUUCGAGCAAUCCCGGCAUGUACCUCUUAGCAUCUUGAAUAUCUAAACAUGAAACCACAGUUGAACGACAACGUUCGUUAGCUUACCAUUCAUCUUCUCAGCUAGGGGAUCUUGGGUAUCAAUGACAAUAAUUUUCCAAUCGGUUUCUCCUUGAUCAAUGAGAGCCAAUGCACCCAGCAGCUUAACUUGCUUGAUUUGACCCGUUUUUCCUUUCGAGCCACCUAUGUCGCAGACAUCCAGAGGAUCACCGUCUCCUACGAGGCCGGUGAAUUGAUCUCUUUCCUUUUGGUUUUCCCAACUUUGGGGAAAGACGCCAUAAUUCCAUAUGUAGCCAUGGAAUGGGAAACAGUUUGGAACGUAUCUAAUUUUAUCAUUCUUCAUGUCAUAACGUAUUGGCUGAAGGGGAUCAUGGAUAGCAAUCUCACAUUUUGCCUGCGUCCAACGGGGUAUCUCAACAAUCUGUACAAUCAUUAGAACAUUGAACUAUAGAGGGUGUGGAGUCCAUUCUUAGUACCAUGUUGAAAGUCUUCUCGUCCGAGGCAAUAGGAACAUCAUGUAAAUAUGAAACAGGUUUCCCUUCCUUCAUACAAUAAACCCGGAAUUCUGGCGUAUGUAGCCUACCAAUUGCUUUCAAUUGGUAUUUAAACAAUGACCUGGCCAAGUUUGACAUCUAUGUAUUAUAUUCGAUCGUUAAUUUACUGUCAGAGUCGUACAAACAAAAAACCGACUCGUAGAGGCAAAAUAGUGGCGUCUUCGAAAUGAACCUUGCGUUUGCGUAAGAUACAGAUCCAAGGUCGAAGAAGGCGUAAAUGUAUAACUAAAAUUUGCUAAGUUGACCAAAAUCUUUGAAUCCGUUUUUAUUACUGUUGUACCCCUGCAUCCCAGACUUUGUGCAAAACAAUAUUUCUUCAAUUCAUCUAUAAGAGUUUUUUCGAGCCUUAAAUCAGUUUGCUGAUGUACAUACAACGUUCUUAAGUGACCCGUACAUCAUACAUUCAAACCUUCCAAGCUUCUGUACGAAGUCUUAGGAUUAAUUAUUAAACAAGCGUAUUCAUACCACGAUUAACGGUCUUCUGUGUUUCACAAUUCUGUCUUUUCUUUUUUAUUAUCAUUUUCCCUUCCCUGACUUAUAAAGUAUGGCCAUUAACGGCUUAGUCUGUCAAAGAUGCCACUCAUUCUUGAAUGUCAAGACAAACGACAGCGAAGAUUUAUCAAAGUUGAAGUUACUGGCAUCUCGGUAUAUCCAAGACAAUGCUUAUCCCUCAAGAAGAGACCAUGAAGAGUCUGGUGAGACCUCGCCUUCUUCUGAAGCAUUAGCUAAAACGGAGAAAGCAAUGAAGGAAACCAUUCAAGCCCGCAUCAAGCAGGACAAUUCUACAAAUGGUGCCCUUACCCCAAUUCUUGAGUCGUUCAUUAUGUUACCCAAUGAUGGAGAGGAACCUGAAGAGUUAGAUGACACUGUUGCAAACAACCUUCUUAGUCGUAAGAUGGAGAUCUAUAAUUACAUUUUUGAUGUUUUGUCUGAGAAAACAAAAAUUGAACACCCACUGUGCUCCGAUUGUGCUGAACUUCUCACAGAGGAAAUGGACAGACAGUUUGAGACAAUGAAAGCUGAACAGGAGGUUUACACAGAAUAUCAUAAGUUACUCUGUUCACGGACGGUGGAUGACAAUGCGUUGUUAGAGGCGAAUGAGAAAAUCCAAAAGAUUCAGAUAGAAAUCGACGCGAAAGGAGCCGAAGUUGAUGCCUUAAAGACAGAGGAGGAGAGCCUGUUACAACAGCUCAAGCAAGCAGAAGAAGAAGAAAGCCAACUCAUUGAAGAAAAUGCCGGUUUCUGGCAGGAUUUCAAUAAUUCACAGCUCGAGUUAGCCAAUCUCCAGCAGUCGAAUGACAGUAUCCACAUGAGAUUUGAAAUGCUGUCAACCUCCAUGGAGAAUCUUCAAAAACUCAACAUCUAUAGUGACAUAUUCUACAUCUCUCACUAUGCAGAAUCAGAAGAUGAUGGGUCCAUUGCAACUAUUAAUGGACUGCGUCUCGGGAAGCUUCCUAGUCAGAGAGUUUCAUGGUCUGAAAUUAAUGCUGCCUGGGGAAUGACUGUUCUUCUAAUGCAGGUCUUAGCGGAAAAGCUACACUUUGUUUCUGAAAAGUUUGAAUUAAAACCUUAUGGCAGUCAUUCCUACAUAUUAAAAAAGGAAGUAGAUGCCUCUGGAAAUAUUAAGGCUGCUAAGUUGAAUCUAUUUUCUUCGGGUGAGCUAAAGCUUUUUAUGCAUCGGCGUUUUGAUCAGGGCAUGGUGGCAUUUCUUGAUUAUAUGAAACACAUGGGUGAAUUCUGUUCGCGAAUUGACCCAGCAAUGGAGCUUCCUUAUGGAAUUGAGCAUGACAGGAUUGGUGGGAAAUGUAUCCGUCUUGCUUUCAAUCAAGACGAGACUUGGACAAAAGCAUUGAAGUUUAUGCUGACAAAUGUAAAAUUUAUUGAAGCUUAUGUUUCGUCACAAGACAAACAACAGCUUUUUUAAAUGAAUACGAAGAGGACGCACAUCUGUUUAUGAAUGCCCAACGCAACUAUUAACUUAUUGUACAGACUAUUAAUUAACGAAUGUAAUAAUAUAUAUUAAGACAA